CGCAUAGUGUUGUCGUCGAGAUGAUGUAAUCAUUUGUCGUCGGAAGUACGCUUGCGCGCUAAGCUCAUUGCUUCUGCUGAUGCAAGACAGUGGAUGAGAGAAGUCACGUAAACCGUGUGAACGAUAUUUAACAGGACGAAAAAUAUUGAUUUUUAAUUCAGUCAUCAUGUCAGAAGACGAGAUUUUAUUCGACCCCACCACAACAAAGAAGAAAAAGAAGAAAAAGAAGCCCUUCAUGCUUGACGAAGAUGGAGAUGGGCUUGGAGAGGAGGCCCAACAGGUUGAACAGAGAGAAGUUGAGCCUGAAGCAGGAGAGGAACGAGAAAUGGACCCUGAAGAUGAUGAUGUCAAGACAAAGGAGCCUUUGGAUGAUUUAGAUGAUCUGAACUUCUUUAAUCAGAAAAAGAAGAAAAAGAAACAAAAGAAGGUGUUUGAAAAUGACAUUGAAGAAGGCGUGAAGGAGCUGAAAAUUGAGGGAGACCAGCAGGAAAUAAUGGAGGAAGAUGAUUUGGGCUUGAUGCUUCCAAUUAAAAAAAAGAAGUCAAAAAAAGUGGAAUUUGUUGAGGAGAGAGACGCUGUGGAAACAGAUGAUGUCAUCGAGGAUGAUAAAAGCACAGAAGGCAUCACAUUCAGUUCACAAUCGGGCCCAGCAUGGGCAGGUUCAGAGAGAGAUUACACGUAUGAUGAGUUGUUAAGCCGGGUGUUUAACAUCAUGAGGGAGAAAAAUCCUGAUAUGGUUGCAGGGGAAAAGAGGAAGUUUGUGAUGAAGCCGCCUCAGGUGGUCCGAGUUGGGACCAAGAAAACAUCUUUUGUGAACUUCACUGACAUCUGCAAACUGUUGCAUCGACAGCCCAAACAUCUUUUGGCAUUCCUGUUAGCUGAGUUGGGAACAAGCGGCUCCAUAGAUGGAAAUAACCAACUUGUAAUCAAAGGACGCUUUCAACAGAAACAAAUAGAGAAUGUCUUGAGAAGAUAUAUAAAGGAAUAUGUGACUUGUCAUACCUGCCGCUCACCGGAUACAAUUCUGCAGAAGGACACACGUCUCUACUUCUUGCAGUGUGAAACCUGUCACUCACGUUGCUCUGUAGCCAGCAUCAAGACUGGCUUCCAGGCCGUCACUGGCAAAAGAGCCCAGCUUCGAGCCAAAGCAAACUAAUGCAAGAACCCUAUUCUGGCCUCUUCCCCACACUGAUGCUCUGCUCUGAAGCUCAGCGGAAAGGCUUGGACUUCUGGAGUGACCUGUAGAAGGUUUUGAGUGUAAUUUCUAUUAAUAAAUCUCACUCUGAAGCUAGAGUGCUUCAGUGAACAGGCUGCCUGGUUUGCUCAUCUUACUUUACCUCCUUCCUUCAGAAAUAUUAUGUAAUUUCACUCUCAGAGCAGUAUUUUUUUUUUCAAAGAAAAAUAUAAGGAUAUUAUUGGAUGGAAACCAGAAAUUGGCAUACAUCCUCUUCCUUGCUUUUAAAAAAUGAACCACAGCCUUUUAUGUCAAACUUUGUUUUAUCAAAGGAAAACUGAUUUUCCAAAUGUCAAUGUAUGUUUUUUAUGGGACAGUCAUUGCACAAGAAUGCAGGAAUGUUCAGACUGGAUCCAAGCAAGUGUUUGGUGAUCCAGGCAUCCAGCAAAAUUGUAACUUCAAAUCUCCUUUGAACUCUAACACAGUUCAUAUUUAAUUACACAGACAAAUACAGAUUGCCCUGUUUUCUUUAGUAGAACAUAUGGACAGCUAAUGUUUGGGCAUGUUUCGCAGUGCUUAGAUGGAAAUAAAGGCUUUUUGUUUGCAUAAUUGAAAUUCGAUAAACAUGAAAAUUUAAA
This is a messenger RNA of Megalobrama amblycephala (Wuchang bream), 1812 nucleotides long. Its product is annotated as eukaryotic translation initiation factor 2 subunit 2-like. Gene Ontology annotation, molecular function: translation initiation factor binding; translation initiation factor activity; mRNA binding. The transcript has 9 exons. NCBI's taxonomy places the organism in Eukaryota, Metazoa, Chordata, Actinopteri, Cypriniformes, Xenocyprididae. The coding region runs from base 167 to 1156 and encodes 329 amino acids. Gene Ontology annotation, biological process: formation of translation preinitiation complex; translational initiation; formation of cytoplasmic translation initiation complex. Gene Ontology annotation, cellular component: eukaryotic translation initiation factor 2 complex. The record is from RefSeq and is a predicted model, not a curated record.